Molecule: messenger RNA, 1470 nt
Organism: Carya illinoinensis
Lineage: Eukaryota; Viridiplantae; Streptophyta; Magnoliopsida; Fagales; Juglandaceae
Exons: 2
Coding region: 1-1470 (489 amino acids)
Molecular function (GO): catalytic activity
Source: RefSeq, a predicted model, not a curated record
AUGUUUGUGAUAGCGGAACCUUUUUUACGUGAUGAACAAUUGGAUGAUGUUAAAAAAAUGCUUGGUUUUAAUUAUGGGUUUUCAAAUGGUGUGUGGAACGGUAAAUUGUGGAUAUUGUGGAUGAAUGAUGUUAAUGUAAGCAUGGUUAGUUGUGGAACUCAGCAAAUUUUUGUUCUUGUGGCUGUUGGUGUGAUGAAGUGUAAAAUUUCUUUUGUGUAUGCUAAAUGUUUAUAUGAGCAACGGCGGGUGUUGUGGGAAGAACUUGCCAGGGAGAGCAAUUCAAAUGAUCCUUGGUUAGUAACAGGGGAUUUUAAUAUUAUAGCAAAUGAUGGGGAGAGACGUGGUGGUAGGCCACGACCUGUGGUGGCUAUGGAGGAGUUUAAUUUUUGGAUACAUAAUUGUGGAUUAAUGGAAUUAAAAUUCUUGGGUAAGAGUUUGUCAUGGUGUAAUGGGCAUGCUAGUAAUACACGGAGUUGGGCUCGUUUGGAUCGUUCCUUGGUAGAUCAAAAUGUUUUUGAUGCUUUUUCGGAUUCAGUUAUGAGAUAUUUGCCUAGUACGGCAUCAUAUCAUGCUCCUAUGGUCAUUUCGUUGGUGAAGAAUGUUGAAGUCUAUGGGCCAUCGCCAUUCCGUUUUCAGCAAAUGUGGGUGGAUUAUGUUGAUUCUGCUAGAUGUGUUCGUGAGGCUUGGGAUCAAACUGAUGUUGGUGGUGCUCUUAUGAAACUGGUGGCAAAACUAAAAAGGGAGUUGGAGGAUCGAAUAGAGAGGUUGGAAGAGCAGUUGCAAGUGAGGUAUGAAGAAGAAGUGGUGCUUGACCUGUUGGCUUCAAAGAUGGAAUUGGAUACCUGGACUCAUCGUGAAGAAAUUCGGUUGGCUCAGUGUGCUAAAGUUAGAUGGUGGAAUCAUGGUGAUAAAAAUUCCUGGUAUUUUCAUGCUAUUCUCAAUAAAAGGAAGCAAGUAAGGAUUAUGGAGAUGAGUCUUACAAAUGGUACUAUGUUAAAGACACCACAAGAAAUUCAUGAUGGUGCCGUGAAAUAUUUCAUGGAUUUUUUGGGACAGUCUACUAGUGUAGUACUUUCGGAUUUGGGGGAGUUAGUGUCUAAUGUGAUUUCGGAUGAGGAUAAUUUGAGGCUUUGUUCUUUGCCUACAAAAGAAGAGGUGAAACAAGUAGUCUUCAGUAUUCCUAUAGAGAGUAGCCCAGGCCCGGAUGGAUUUGGUUCUGGUUUCUAUCGUGCUUGUUGGGAUAUUGUGUGUGUGGAGGUGGUGGAGGCAAUAAGGAAUUUUUUUAAGGGAGUUCCUCUUCGCAGAUUCUAUAUUGCUUCUUUUGUCGUGCUUAUUCCAAAAAUGUCUCAGCCGAUGGGAUUUGAUAAGUUCCGUCCUAUCAGUUUAUGUUCCGUUUUUUACAAAAUGUGCACUAAGGUUUUGGUGGCAAGGCUUGCCCCUUUAUUGCCUGCUUUGAUCUCCUCUAAAUAG